Hyalella azteca is the source of this 3716-nucleotide messenger RNA. It is a transcript of the gene Exo84, whose product is annotated as exocyst complex component 8. The record is from RefSeq and is a predicted model, not a curated record. The transcript is spliced from 10 exons. The coding region runs from base 41 to 2200 and encodes 719 amino acids. Gene Ontology annotation, biological process: intracellular protein localization; Golgi to plasma membrane transport; exocytosis. Gene Ontology annotation, cellular component: exocyst. Lineage: Eukaryota; Metazoa; Arthropoda; Malacostraca; Amphipoda; Hyalellidae.
ACUUUACUGCAGGCACUCUUGCCAGCUACAGGAAUAAAUAAUGGCAGAUAUCUUAGUAAAAAAGUUGACUGCUGAUGACUUUGAUGCAGAAAAAUAUGUGCAGAGCCUUAGCCACAGCAGUGUGGGAGGUCUGGAACUGCAGCAACAACGUCAGCGCGUACUACAACUAUCCAAAGAAACGAGUGCAUUGCUAAAGAAGAAUGUCUACAACAACUAUAUGCAAUUCAUUGAAACAGCCAAAGAAAUUUCUCAAUUGGAGAGCGAGAUGUAUCAGCUGUCACAUCUCAUCACAGACCAGAAGUCAAUAUUGUCCAUGAUGCUUGAAGUAACCAUCUCAGGGGACAAGGGUCCUGGCAGCGGGCUGAGUGGUGUGCAGGAAGCUGUACAGGAAUUCGAGGAUCCACAGGAGGCUAGACUUCGACAACAAAGGGAGAACAGGAAGAAGCUAUCUGCUCUCCUCGAGAACAUUGAAGGAUGCUCGCACGUGCUGGAGGAGCCAGAGCGCUGGCUGGUCUAUGAAGGAGACCUGGUGGAGCUGUCUCAGGACGACUACUCGGGACAGCAACGCGUGCGCGCUUGUCUUCUCAACGACUCCUUCAUGCUGGCCACGUGGCUUGCUGACAGACGUGGGCCGGUGCGCUACCGCUUUGAGACGCUGCACCUGCUUGACGCUCUCGUGCCGGUAAACGUGAAGGACCGCGGCCAGGCGACCAACGCCUUCAAGCUCCUCAUAUUCCCUGACGCGCGGGCGUUCCAGGCGCCGUCCCCCAAAAUAAAGAGCGAAUGGCUGGAACAUCUCGAGAGGACCAAGAAGGAUCGAGUGGCUGCUCAACAAAAGCAACCAACGGCUGAACACCGAGCUCCUGUUGCCAACCCUGAUUCAGAGAACCCCUUCCUCAAGCAGCAAGACUCCGUGGGGUCGCGGGACAGUCAAGACGACGACGAAACUAACCCCUUCUCGUGGUGGAGCUCCAGUUCAGCGCCGCCUCAGUCUCAGGUCCCACAAACGCCUGAGUGGAUGCAGGAGCUUCCUGAGGACUUAGACCAAGCAAUUGCCCAAAGAAAUUUCGAAGACGCGCUCACACUCAUCCAGCGAGCCCGAGAAUACUUCACCCAGGCCCCAAAGACUCUCGUCAACGCUGAGAUGAAACGCGGCGUCGAGACCCGCGUCAAAACGCUCGUAUCUGUGGUACGAGCCGAGCUCGCCGCAUCAGGGGAGAGAAGUCUUAAUGCCGGCCCCAAGGCUGCUAGACGGGCUGUUAACAUCCUCCUGCAAUUAAAUAAACAGCAAAUGGCAUGCGAGUUGUUCCUCAAGUACAGAACGGCGAUACUGAAGUCAGCCUUGCAACGUUUGCGGCUUGAAGGCGAUACCGAGGUCUACAUAAGACACUUAUGUGCGGUAUACUUCCGCAACCUUAACGAUACCCUCAACGAGUUCAACAAAGUGUUUGCUUCCUGUAAGAGUUGUUUGCCAGCACUCGUUGUUUGGGCAGGAGAUUCCAUGAAUAGUUUUGCGAGCAAGUUUUGCCAACACGUCUUCAGCACGCAGUCUUCACUCACCACCGUGUCGGAAUGCGUCAGUCUAGCAGAUCAUUACUGCAAGCAGGCGAGCAAGACAGGCCUAGACCUCCGGUUCGCCUUGCAUGCGUCCAUGUCCCGCGACCUGGAACGCCGUGUAGCGUCUGCACGCGACCAGAUGCUCGACGCCAUCAAACUACGCGCGCAGGACGAGAGCUGGCAACCCACCAAGUUUACUGACGAGCGCCAACUUCAAACCUUCAUGGAGGAAAUGAACGACAUCGGAGUCGCCGGCCUCAACGAGUACCUCACGGAUGCGUUGGUGCUGGGGCUGACGAGCAGUGUGCUGGAGUUGGUGCGCGUGAUGGUUGCUUUUGUUGAGGAUGUGUUGCGGCUGCUGGUGGUGUGGCCUGACGCGCAGCAGCUGCUCGCUGACUCCCUCACUGCUGUACUCGAGGCUCAGCUACACCAAUGCAAGGCGGCCGUACAACAUCCCAUGCUUAAAGAUAAGACAAGCAUCGUGUGCCUGAACAGCCUGUUUGUUGUCGACGUGUUGCUGCCGCUGACGGAGCAGCGCUACACGGAGGUCACGGGCUUCGCUCAUCCAACGUUACGCACGCUAGCGCGCUACAGGCAACUCUUUGCCACCAGCGCCGACUCCCAUACCUCAGGCUUUGUGUAAGCCAAGUUUCGACGGUCUUGUCGUCUGAUACGGAGUGGUAACUUCCAAAUUUUAUGUUUCCACCGCUCGUCCGAAUAAUACGAGAUUUAUUACAUGUCUAUUUUUUUUUGCUAGCAAGCUUGUCAUUUUUCGACAAUGAUGCCAAAGAUCAUCAGAUGAUGGAUUAUUGUUAUGAAUAUUUAGUUUUAACACUCAUUGAACUGUUAAUAUCCUUUAGAAAAUCAGGGGUUAUAUGUUGUUUUUUGGCAUGAUAUUUGUUUUCAUUUGAAGAACCGCAGCGAAUGCCCAUAUCCAUUGGCUAAACGGCAUAUAAAAGAAUUUAAGAAUUAAAUCAAAAUCUUAUGAUGGGCUUCGAUAUGUAUUCAAUCCGUCGCAAUAAUCCAAGGGCAUCAUUUAGCUCAAACGACAGAACCUCUGUCGUAUUCUGUUCCGCAUGUAGUUUUACUCGGGCAUGAAUUUCUCACGAUGCCCAGGUUUACUAACAAAUUAGUUGAAGCAACUGAAAUGGUAAAAUGGUCGUCCACUUGCAGCAACCAUUAUCGACUCAGUAGUUCAACGCGUGAAAAGGUCUAUUGCCAUUGCCUGAUAUUACUCUCAUUCAAGGUUUAAUAUUGACAUCCCAGGAUAGGUAUUUAUUAUAAGUCAUAUAAAAAUAAGCAAUAUAUUGGCGUAAAUACAAAGGAAGAUUAUCUUCGACCAGUGUGAUCCCUCUCUGAGUACAGAGUUCAUGGUGAAGCUCUCGUGCCAAUAUUAUACUGGCCAAAGAUAAACCAGGACAUAAAAGUAGAGACGGCUUGGCCACACAUGGAAACGUUCGUAAGAAUUAGCUACAAUUUACUCAAUAUCACCAUAACUUUGGGCGAAUAACAAGUAAAUAACAGACUACCAAUCUCUCAAAGUUGUACUUUACAUUCAGAGUCAUGUUUUACAUCGCUAAUCAGGUUGACUCUUAUACAAAAAGAUCCGUCAAUUGCAUCGCGAGGUUACAAUAGAGCAGCAGUAAUUAAAUUUAAAGUAAAAAUGGACGUGAACGGGCUUUUGCCGUUCUGUAUUAAUUUCACGCUUUGUAUUUAUUUGUGUGUAGAUAUUGAUACCAAAUUAUAAUCUAUUGAUAAUCUGUAAUCUUUAGACAAAUUUAUUAUUUACAUGGUUACUCUAUUGGAUAAAUGUUUCCCAAUCCUAACGUAAAUAAACUUUAUCUUUCAACUUUCGUAUCACAUUCGAAAGUGUCUUCACGAUAUUCCUUAGUCCUGAAAACUAAUAACAUUUGCUACGCUUUAUUCAGUUUGUAAGUAAAAAAACGUAACAAGACGGAAGUAUAAGAUGACGCAAGAUUAGUCUACCCACAAACUAGUAUUACUGGUUCUUAAUCAUAAUACCAUCAACUCUGAACUACACAACACAAUACCUCCCAUACCCAAUUAGAUUCGUAGCCAGAUUAUAUUGCACUUUGCAGGUACCGCUUACAUAAUAAUAGUUGGAAGCGAAAUAACCCUGGAGUGUUUUUUUUUUUUUU